AUGCUAGAAACAGUAUUGAUCGAUAUUCUUUAUGAUGCUAAUGGGAGGAAGCUUACCACUGCUGCAGAGAUUAAAGAAGAGAUUAAAGCUUUCUACCAUGGUCUUAUUGGUUCUGCUGCAGACACUUUGGAGGGCAUUGAUGUUACAGUGGUGAGACAGGGCAAGAAACUCUCUGCAGCUUCAGCUCAAUCUUUAGUUCUUCCUGAGUUCUUCUCCACAGGGAAACUUCUGAAACAAACUAACAACACUGUUGUUACUCUAAUUCCAAAAAUUCACAAUGCUACAAUGAUGAAUGAUUCCCAGGCUGGCUUAAUUCCUGGUAGGAACAUUGCAGAUAAUAUCCUACUGGCUUCUGAACUGGUGAAAUGCUAUUCAAGAAAAUACAUCUCCCCUAGAUGUAUGAUAAAGGUGGACCUCAAGAAGGCUUAUGAUUCUCUGGAAUGGCCCUUCCUGAAGGCAAUGAUGCAUGAAUUAGGAUUCCCUGAUAUUUUUAUUACAUGGGUCAUGGAAUGUUUAGGAACUGUCUCCUAUUCUAUUCUUGUGAAUGGAUUCCCUACCCUUCCUAUUCCUGCAAAAAAGGGGUUGAGGCAAGGGGAUCCAAUGUCACCCUAUCUUGUUGCCCUGGAUGUGCCUUCUGUUACUGCUCUAUUUGGAGCUUUUACCAAGUUUUCAAAUGCUUCUGGUCUCAGUGCUAACCUGCAUAAGAGUGAAGUCUAUACACCUGGUGUUUCUGAAGAUGUUUCUAACCAGAUUGCUACUACAAUUGGCAUUCAGAAAGGAAAUUUACAACUUGUUAAAUCAGUUUUAUUUGGAAUGCAACUCUACCGGUGCCAGAUAUUUGUAAUGCCCAAGAAAGUUAUGAAGGAAAUCCAAAGUAUAUGCAGGUGCUUUCUAUGGACAGGUUCAGAUAUUGGCUCAAAAAAGGCUCCAGUUUCUUGGGAUCACAUGUGCCUACCUAAGAGUUGUGGUGGGUGGAAUCUAAAAGAUUUAACAAUAUGGAAUAACGCUGUUGUACUGAAACACUCCUGGGCUUUAUCUAUGAAACAAGACAGAUUAUGGGUGAAGUGGAUCCACACUUACUAUGUGAAACAGCUGGACUUUUGGACCAUGCCCAUCCCACCUGGGCUAACUUGGUCCUUAAGGAAGAUUUGGCAGUAUAGAGAUGUUCUAAUGCAAGUAGGAGGGGUGAAUCAGUUUAUCCAUGCUGGUAAAUUCAAGAUCAGUAAAAUGUAUAAGCACCUUCAGAGUGGUGCCAGUCAUGUGCAUUGGAAGAGAAUCACUUGCAACAGCAAGGCUAGUCCUAAAGGGACUUUCAUCACUUGGUUAGCAUUACAAAACAGACUGCCCACCAAAGACAGAUUGAUUAGUUGGGACAUAGACAUCAGUGGUGGCUGUGAAUUUUGUCAGGUGCAUGAAGAGAAGUUGACACACUUGUUCUUUGAGUGUCAGUACUCAAAGGAGAUUUGGAGUACAGUUCUUACCCAGUUGAGUAUACAGAGAACUGUCCAGAACUGGGAUGAUGAGGUUAGAUGGGCAGCUGUGCAGAGCAGGAGCACAAAAGCAAAAUCCAGACUGUGUAGUAUUGCCUUCAUUGAGACUAUUUAUGCUGUGUGGAUUCAGAGGAACUCUGGUGUGUUUAGCAGUCAUUAUGAUUCUAUAGAAACAGUUGUAAGUAGAAUCUUGUUUUGUGUGGCUUGUAGAACUUAG
Messenger RNA from Spinacia oleracea (spinach), 1707 nucleotides. RefSeq lists its product as uncharacterized. NCBI's taxonomy places the organism in Eukaryota, Viridiplantae, Streptophyta, Magnoliopsida, Caryophyllales, Amaranthaceae. The transcript has 5 exons. Bases 1 to 1707 code for a protein of 568 amino acids. The record is from RefSeq and is a predicted model, not a curated record.